AUGCAAACCCAUCCCCAACAACCAGCAGACAUGUAUUAUACUCAGUAUUCCGCACAACAGUAUAGUCCAUACGGUUAUCCCCAAAAUGGUGCUCCUACACCUGCUGUCUCCACUUCUAUGCCUGCGCCUCAGAAUGUACUGCCGAUACCUGGAGCGUUGAGCAACCAAGGUGCGAUGCAGCAGCAAGGCUACAGCAACAACGGCAGCAAUACUAGCUUUGACACAACUGGCCAGCACAACCCACCUGGAAUGAAGCCCAGAGUCACAGCUACUCUCUGGGAAGAUGAAGGCAGCUUGUGUUUUCAGGUGGAAGCGAGAGGCAUCUGUGUGGCGCGAAGAGAAGAUAACCACAUGAUUAACGGCACCAAACUACUAAACGUAGCGGGCAUGACCCGAGGUCGACGAGAUGGUAUUUUGAAAAGCGAAAAGGUUCGACAUGUCGUCAAGAUUGGUCCAAUGCACUUGAAGGGUGUAUGGAUCCCCUACGACCGCGCACUAGACUUUGCGAACAAGGAGAAAAUCACUGAGCUUCUGUAUCCUUUGUUUGUCCACAACAUUGGCGCUCUUCUCUAUCACCCUUCGAACUCAAACCGAACCAAUCAGGUCAUGGCUGCUGCUGAGCGCCGAAAACACGAGAACCUUGGUGCCCAGCGACCACCUGUAACUAACGCUUUGCCUUCAAUUGCGCAGCAUCACCCAAUGAUGUCUGGCAUGCAAAAUGGAUACGUUCCUCAGCCCCUCACAAACGGGCCCCAGUCUAUCACAAACACCCCCCAACCUCUCACGAAUGGUCCUCAGCCUCCUAUGCAGAACGGAGGUAAUAUGCUCAAGCGAGGACGAGAGGACGAUGACGAAUUGCACCGAACUGCUCCCAAUGGACACGAUUCCAUGAGCAACAUGCACGGGAUGGCUAACGGGUACUCUCACCAACCUCCUCUUGCCAAUGUCCAUCAGCCUCCCAUGCAGAAUGGAGGGGACAUGCUAAAGCGAGGUCGAGACGAUGAUGACGAGAUUCAUAGGUCAGGUCCCAACGGACACGACCCCAUGAACAACAUGCCCGGCAACAUGCCAGGGAGCAUGGCUGGUAACAUGCCUGGGAUGCAAAACGGAUAUGCUCCUCCUCCUCUCCAGAACGUUCACCAACCUAUUACCAAUGGAGACGGCAAUAUGCUCAAGCGAGGACGAGACGAUGAUGAUGAAAUUCAUCGAUCAAGCCCCAAUGGACAUGAUUCGGGUAACUUCGAGAUGAAGCGACGCAAGACCGUGACAUCCAACGACAUGGUUUCCCCCGGAUAUUACACUCUGCACAACACUUAUGCUCAGCCUGCGAUCAUGAACAGCAUGAAUUCAUACAAGCGACGAGACGACGAGGCUGAAACGCCACGACCGGGCCCAAAUGUGCACGACCACAUGAACAACUUUGACUUGAAGCGAAACAAGACAAUGGAGACGAGCGUACCUGCUCCUCAGUAUGAUGCUAUGAACCGACCCCACUCCAGCAUCGGCACUUCUCCUUCUUAUGCCCCCACUCAUGGAUAUGACAACCUUCCCCGGCCUGCUUCGACUGUCGCUGCGUCUCCAUCAUAUGCUCCUGCUCCUGUGUAUGACACUGGCGUUCGACCUGGCCCUCCUGCCAGUGCUCCUCGAAGGCAACAGUCAUUUAGCUAA
Molecule: messenger RNA, 1668 nt
Organism: Fusarium sp. VM40
Lineage: Eukaryota; Fungi; Ascomycota; Sordariomycetes; Hypocreales; Nectriaceae
Source: the annotation of a GenBank genome assembly